Molecule: messenger RNA, 4563 nt
Organism: Neogale vison (American mink)
Lineage: Eukaryota; Metazoa; Chordata; Mammalia; Carnivora; Mustelidae
Gene: SPATA6
Product: spermatogenesis associated 6
Exons: 13
Coding region: 160-1626 (488 amino acids)
Biological process (GO): motile cilium assembly; spermatogenesis
Molecular function (GO): myosin light chain binding
Source: RefSeq, a predicted model, not a curated record
CGGGCGGGACCCAGGCUGGACCGCGGGCCCCGGCCUGGGGGCCACAGCUGCCACCGCCGCCGCCACCUCGUCUCCUCCCCGUCCCCGCCCCGCCCCGCGUCUCCUCGUCUCACUCGGGCCCGCGGCCGGGGUCCCUCCCCGCCGCCCUACCCCGCGCAGAUGCCGAAGGUGAAAGCGCUGCAAUGCGCCCUGGCGCUGGAGAUCCGCUCUGUAACUUGUCCAGGAGUGGUGCUGAAAGACAAGGAGGACAUCUAUCUUAGCAUCUGUGUGUUUGGCCAAUACAAAAAGACACAAUGUGUCCCAGCCAAUUUUCCACUGGUCUUCAAUGCCAGAAUGGUGUUUGAAAAGGUGUUCCCUGAAGCAGUUGACCCUGGAGAUGUGGUUGCACAGCUUGAAUAUGAUACAGCAUUGUUUGAGUUGAUUCAACUAGUUCCACCAGUGGGUGAAACACUGUCUACAUAUGAUGAAAAUACACGAGAUUUCAUGUUCCCGGGUCCAAACCAAAUUUCUGGACACCAUGAUUCAAACCGCCAGGUUACCAUGAGGAGGAUUUCUGGCCUUCGAGGAAUUGCUCCAAAGCUGGAAUUUUCUACAACCUCAGUGAUUACUGAAUGUCUGAUAAGUUCAAGGAAGUGCCGCACUCAGGAUAAAUUUAUUUACCAUACGGCUCCAGUUGAAAAAUCACAUGGCAGACUGCAGACCAGAACAUCAAGAUCACAAAAGAAAAAAUCCAAGUCACCUGAGAGAAAUAAAUAUUGCAUAAAUGCAAAAAACUACGAACAGCCUACCAUUUCUUCAAAAUCACACUCUCCAUCUCCCUACACAAAAAGACGCAUGUGUGAGCUAUCUGAAGACACCAGGCGGCGGCUGGCCCAUUUAAAUCUGGGACCCUAUGAAUUCAAAAAAGAAACAGAUAAACCUCCAUUUGUGAUUAGACAUGUCGACCCCCCAAGUCCCAGGGCUGAUGCUUUAUUUGGAUCUUCUGGCAGAGACUGUGAAAGAGAUGGAUGGUCCAGGAUGCACAACGAUCAUGCUCAUCUUGGCUGCUACCGACCCAAGGAUUAUAAGGUUAUCAGGACACCCCAUGGGAGAGACUUUGAUGAGUCUUUGGAAAGGUGUGAUGAGUACUUAAGCUCACGGUCAUGUAGCAAGCCCCAGCAUUCAGCAAGGACCUUACUCGUCCAUUCAGCACCCUCAACGAUGCCAAAGCAUUCUCCCAGCCCUGUGUUAAAUCGAGCUUCUCUCAGGGAAAGAUUCCAUUCUGAUUGGUGUUCACCUUCAAACUGCGAUGAGAUCCAUGACCGGGUAAAAAAUGUCUUGAAAUCACAUCAGGCUCAUCAAAGACAUUUAUAUGAUGAGAGAGAUCCAGAGAAAGAAGAUGAACUGGAACUGAAAAGAGGUCUUUUAUACAGAGACUCUGCCUAUGACAGUGACCCAGAGUAUAGCUCAUUUCAGCGGCCACGCGGCACUCUCCAUUUGGAUGAUGGUGAAUACUGGUCUAACAGGGCAGCCUCUUAUAAAGGGAAAUCCCACCGACCCAUCUUUGAGAACAGCAUGGACAAGAUAUACAGGAACUUGUACAAAAAGGCCUGUAGUUCUGUUUCUCAUACACAGGAAAGCUUCUGAGACCAUCCAUGAUAAACUGUAUAUGGGUGUCUGUGUCAACUUCUCAAUGAAAACGUUUGAUGUGAUCAAUAUCUGUAUUCUUUUUUUUUAAACAGGUGGUUCUGAAUAGUUGGAUGUGAAUAAGUUUAUUGCUUCAAAUGGUCAAUUAUCACAGGCAGUCCUUUUAUUUUUAAUUACAGAAGAGAGUGCUCUGUUCUAAAAGUCAAAGCUCUGCACCGUAAUCACAGCUUCCAAUCUGAUUAUGAGAAGAAUGUUCUGCCACGUAUAGCUCAUAUCUCCAUCUACAAAUCCCAGAAUAGAUUCUCUCUGGAAAUGGUCUGCCUUAAUCACCUUGUGAUUUUCUUUUCAUUUGCUUGAUUGGUUAUCUUGUCUAAGAUUAAUAUGGACUCCUUUUUCUUGGUAAUGAGCAAAAAAGAAAUAUUAUACAGAAAUUAGUUUCCUAAGUUUAAAACCCAGAUUUUACUAGUAUUUUCUACUUAGUUCUCCUCCCCAAAAAAGGCUCCUGUACUUCUUAGCUAAUAAGAAAUAGGGUUUUUUUUAAGUUUAUAUAAUCAUUCACUUACUCUUCUUUAAAAGAACUAAGUUACCUACAAUACGGUCAGCUAGAAAUAGCAGUGGCCAUGUGUGACCCAAAAUGUGAAUAACUGAUUUUUAAAAAUAGAGUUCUUUGCAUGAUUUUCUUUUAAGGUCCUAUCUCUUGGUGCAACCAGAUUCAGAAGAUAGCUUUUGUUAGCACGUAGAAACUCAGAAAGAAUAAAAGGAUUAUAUUGUAUUUUAAAACUCUUUAGAGUUUUCAUAGGUACCAAGUGAGCCAGGAAAGUAGUAUCUUUACCUAAAGGACACUUUAAACCAUAAAGGGGAGUAAAAUCUUAUACAGAAUGCUUUGUACUGGAAAAUCCGGUAGUUGAUAAAAUUAGCUCCUCUCUACGUGCCUUAUCCACCCCUGUGAGGCCAGUGAGUCUUUGAAGAUAUGAAGAAAUUGGUCACCUCGUAUUUAUCAGAGUAAGUGGAGGGAAAGUAGAGAAUAGAAAAUAAGUAAACUUGACUGACAAGCUCGAAGGGUUGACUAUACGGUACUGUUCUCUCACUGACUCUACCUAUGGUUAGUUUUACAGUUAUGAUUUAAAAAAGAAAAAACUGAACUCCAUUAAGUUUAAAUUAACAUGUAAAAUUGAGUGAUUUGUUUUGUAUUAUGAGAAAAUAUAUAACAUUUGUUAUAUAAUAAUAGGAUUUUUAAACUUCAUGUUUAGAGUGUUCUGGCAUGGCAAUCAGUGAUGUAUGGGAAAGUACACCAGAGAAAGGGGCCAGGAGGCCUAGGCUUUAUUCCAUCCUGCCAUUCUUCUGCUGAGUCUCUUUAAUUCUCUGGGCCCAACUGUCCUCAGCUAUCAAAUGAAGAGAAUGAAGCGGAUCAGCAUUUCUUGAACUGUUUUCCGUGGACUUCUAGUCUAAGAGAUGGCUGUAGGCAUGUAGAUACAGGUGUUUCAUUAGUCAUAUAAGCUGAGGAGACUCUCUACACUAGAUUCACACUCCCCAACUUAAAGAGUCAUAGGUAGGAAGGCAGGAGUGAAAGGCAGUGCUAUUGAUACUGGAACAGCCAUUCCAGACAGAGCUGUCCGGGCAAACUAGCAUGUAUGGCUAAUAGAGUAAACACUGGCCUGUUGGAGGCACUAAAAUAUCCUGGCAUAACCCUCUUUCAUUCUAGCAUCUGGUCUGGAGUCUGACACAUAAUUAGUUCUCAUUAAAUAUUUUUUGAAUUAGCCCAGAAUUUCCUAAGUGGGCAUGUAGCAGUAUUUGUCAUUAUGGCAAUCCUUCCCCACCCAUCCCACCCCCUCAGCUCCCCACACUCCCUUUCAAUUAUGCCGUCCUCAGGCCCAUGUAGGCACUGUCAGGGAAGUGGUACACUACACAAUCACAGAGUUACCCCCGGGCUGUAAGUUGUAGGAUGGCGUUUUGUACAAUGAGCUUUUGAAGGUCAGCAAUGAUUAAUCCUUUUUUUUUUUUUUAACACAAAAAAUAUCAUCAGUGAAACUUAGUAUGUUUUGAUUUUGUUUUUGUUUUACAUGUGGAAACAAAUGAAAAACUUCCAUUUAAAAGGUCCCGCUUGGUGAAAAGAACAAAUACGAACUUCAAAGAAAAUUUCACUUUCAUAGAAAAUCUCCCAAGUGAAUAACUACAUCAAAAGUUACCUAUUACACCUAUUUCUGCCAUCGGCUAUAGAAAGACCACAAAAAAUUAGGUCUCAAAGGGGAACUUAAGAAUAUGAUAUUCUGAAAGAUAUUCUCCUAUGGAUUACAUUUGAUUUCUCUCUGAAGGAUCAGAUGAAAAUUUCCAGAUAUAUCUAGUGUCUUAGCUAAGUAUCUAUUUCUAUUUCCUGGGGGAAGGAGUAGUCUUUGUUACUCUCCCUAACUAUUACUAUGAAUUCUUAUGUUAAAUUAUUUUUAAGGAAUAAAACCUUUAAAUACUAAUAGUUGUCUUUUCUCAUUGUAAGAAGCAGAAAGAUACAGUUAUUUCCUUAACCUUUUAAAAAUAUUUCUUAUAAUCUAGUAAUAGUCAUUGGAUUUAAUAUGAAAGAUAAAUUGAUCUUACUUCUUCCUUUUCAGGUAAUUUUUGUCCUUUAAAUAAAAAGAAAAAAAGCCCUGGGAAUUUCAGGAAGAAAGAUGUCAAUUCAACUUAGAAAAAAGAUUUGUGAUUUGACAAAGAGUGAAGUCUUCAUGGUCCCACUAUUAGCUAUACAAUCUUGUUCAAGUCAUUUAUCCUUCUUGGAGCUAAGUUUUCUUAUCUAUAAGGUGAUGAAGGGGUUAAUUUAGAAGAAGCUUUUAAUGUUCCAAUAUUGCUAUAAUUGUGUAAUUGAUUAACAUGGAAGAUAAAUAAGUUCUAGGCUGCAGAGCUGUAUUGUAACUUCAAAGAUUAAUCCCCUGAUUAAAAAUCUGGAGCAGA